AUGAACGGCCUGUCCAUCAGUGAGCUCUGCUGCCUCUUCUGCUGCCCACCCUGUCCCGGCCGAAUCGCAGCCAAAUUGGCUUUCCUGCCUCCAGAGCCUACCUACUCCCUUGUGGCCGAGCCUGACCCAGGUUCCAGCGGAGGGGGCUCCACCCCGGGGCAGGGCUCUGGGGGUGCUCUGGGCCGCUGGAAAUUGCACCUGACAGAGCGAGCCGACUUCCAGUAUACACAGCACGACCUGGACACGACUGAGGUCUUCUUUACCAAGAGCAGUCGAGGGAACCGCAUUUCCUGCAUGUAUGUACGCUGUGUGCCAGGGGCCAGGUUCACAGUUCUGUUCUCCCAUGGCAAUGCAGUGGACCUGGGCCAGAUGAGCAGCUUCUACUUUGGCCUGGGCACCCGCAUCAACUGCAACAUCUCCUCUUAUGACUACUCAGGCUACGGGGUGAGCUCAGGAAAACCCUCUGAGAAGAAUCUCUAUGCUGACAUUGACCCUGCUUGGCAGGCCCUUCGGACCAGGUAUGGCAUCAGCCCAGAGAACAUAAUCUUGUAUGGGCAGAGCAUCGGGACAGUGCCUACCAUGGACCUGGCCUCGAGUUAUGAGUGUGCUGCUGUGGUGCUGCAUUCCCCCCUCACCUCGGGCAUGAGGAUCGCCUUCCCCGAUACCAAGAAGACCUAUUGCUUCGACACCUUCCCCAACAUUGAGAAGGUCUCCAAGAUCACAUCGCCUGUGCUGAUCAUCCAUGGCACGGAAGACGAGGUGAUUGACUUCUCACAUGGACUAGCGCUAUAUGAGCGCUGCCCAAAAGCUGUGGAGCCACUCUGGGUGGAGGGUGCCGGGCACAAUGACAUAGAGCUCUAUAGCCAAUACUUGGAGCGUCUCCGAAAGUUCAUUUCACAAGAGCUGACAAACCAGCGCAACCGAGGCCCCCGAUGAGCCCCAUGGGCCAAGAUGGGUACCACCGGGCAGACAGGCCAAGAUGGGCACUCCACUGGGAGCUCAGAACCACUGCUGAGGAGUGAGAACUCAACAGGGUUAGCCCACUGGAGGAUUGGGAAGCGGGGAGACUCCCCAACCCUGGGCUUGCCUCUCUACAUCUGGUGCCCCUGGCCUCUUCUGACAUCCACUCCCCUUCCAGGAGAGGGGAGGGACAGAAUGACCCCCAUCUUCCUCCCCACAGAGUCCGCAGUGAUGACCCCAAACUGCUGCUAACACUGGGGCUGCCCCCACCCCCUGGGAGGAGCUGAGCAAUCCAA
Molecule: messenger RNA, 1256 nt
Organism: Dromiciops gliroides (monito del monte)
Lineage: Eukaryota; Metazoa; Chordata; Mammalia; Microbiotheria; Microbiotheriidae
Product: alpha/beta hydrolase domain-containing protein 17A-like
Exons: 1
Coding region: 1-936 (311 amino acids)
Biological process (GO): protein depalmitoylation
Cellular component (GO): endosome membrane; plasma membrane
Molecular function (GO): palmitoyl-(protein) hydrolase activity
Source: RefSeq, a predicted model, not a curated record